AUGGGCUUCGUCUUCUUCAAGUCUCCGCCUGUGGAGAGCUUCACUCAGGCCUACCUUCCGGCAACGAGGUUUGAAGACAUGCAGAGGAACAGCACUAGUAGAGGAAACGACGACAAUGUGGAAGAGAUGUGCUCUAUUUGCUUAGUGGAGUUCGAGAGGGAAGACGUGGUGAGCCAACUGUCCAGAUGUCGCCACGUUUUCCAUUUCCACUGCAUCGAACGGUGGCUACACCGAAAUAACUUCACCUGCCCGCUCUGUAGGUCUUUGUUGUUUUCUAAUGUAUAUAAUACUUGUCAUUCCAACUGUGGCGGUGGCACUAUUUCACGUAUCCCCUCGUACUUGGAUUUUGCUUUGCAUCAUUAA
Alnus glutinosa is the source of this 363-nucleotide messenger RNA. RefSeq names its product brassinosteroid-responsive RING protein 1. Gene Ontology annotation, molecular function: ubiquitin protein ligase activity. The transcript has a single exon. Gene Ontology annotation, biological process: protein ubiquitination. The record is from RefSeq and is a predicted model, not a curated record. Lineage: Eukaryota; Viridiplantae; Streptophyta; Magnoliopsida; Fagales; Betulaceae. Bases 1 to 363 code for a protein of 120 amino acids.